Messenger RNA from Saprolegnia parasitica CBS 223.65, 1434 nucleotides. RefSeq lists its product as hypothetical. The transcript is spliced from 5 exons. Bases 31 to 1434 code for a protein of 467 amino acids. The record is from RefSeq and is a predicted model, not a curated record. Gene Ontology annotation, molecular function: protein binding. Lineage: Eukaryota; Oomycota; Saprolegniomycetes; Saprolegniales; Saprolegniaceae.
CUGGGGAGAGGGCCAGUCGCGGAGAUCACGAUGGGCGUCCAGAGCCUCCUCCAUGUCGCGCUGCUCAAGAUGCUCGUGCACUCGCUGCGCUAUGGCCACGUCGAGGGCGUGCGCUUGGCCAUCGAGAAGGGCGUCAACCUCAAGCACAUUGACAAGCGUGGGCGCAACCUGCUCAUGCUGGCCAUCAAGCAGGACACGGACACGCGCCUGCGCAUCUCGGUGAUCCUCGCCGACGCCGGCUGCGAUAUCAACCACACCGACGCCCGCGGCUGGAGCUGCUUGCACUACGCGUGCGCCGGCGGCGCGAUCGACGUCGUCCACGAACUGCUCCGCCGAGGCGCCAACGUCGAGUACAACAUCUUUGGCUUUGGCGCUUCCGACCUCUCGUUCCCGCGGGUCCAAAAGGCGCGGAGUCUGCUCCAGCACACGGAGAUGCUGUCGCACGAGUCGGCGGUCCGCGUCUGCUGGGGCAUCGUCGAGAAGCACAUGGCCGACCGUGGCUAUGCGCUCGAGAUCCCAGCGCCGACGCACGAGUUCAAGCAACCGCUCAAGGUCAUGUUCCAUGCGCCAUCGGACCACAGCCAUUUGGACCGGAUCCGCAUUGUCGACUUGCAGUCGUCCGUGCCUGUCUGGGAGCAGAUGUCGCGCACGAUCCCCGUGCCGCCAGGUCACGUCGGUUGCAUCACUCUCGACGCUGAAGUGCUCGACGUGCCAUCCAUGUACCGCAUCUACUACGAGCAGUACCGCCCGACGCCAGUGGCCUUGUCGGCGGCGGCAAUGCGUGCGCUCGAAGACACGCUGUGCGUCAAGGACCUCGACUCUGGCCAAACGGUGUCAGUCAAGAGUGUCAACGACCUCGUGUUGCGUCAGCGUGGCAACAACCAAACCGUCUCCGACAACCAAGACCCGACCGAGGACUCGGGUGCGCUCGAGCUAGGCACCCUCGAGUCGUGUUCGUCGACGAGCGACGACUGGGAAACGAGCUCGGCCACGAGCGAGGUCGUGCCACCGGCGGUGGUCGCGGCCUCGGGCGUCCACCGCUUUGCCGCAAUGGCCACCGUGAGCCUCGUCCGGCUCGAGGCGCCAAAACCCCAGCGAAAGACCGAGUCGCUCUAUGACAUUGUUGUGACGACGCCGGGCCUAAUUGGCUUGUCGCUGGAAGGCAUCGCUGACGCCAAGGGCCAGCGCGUCAAGAUCGUCGUCGUCGCGCUCUCGCCGGCGUUCCAGUCGGCGUUUCCAGGCGUCAACGUCGGCGACUGCCUCGUCGGCAUCAACCACCACACACACGUCGAGUACGCUGGCAUGCAGCAUACGCUUUGGGCCCUCGCCGACGCGACGCGCCCGCUCACGCUUCGUUUUCGCCAAGAGUCCAAGGACCGACCCCGGAUGUUUCGAAGUCUCAUGCGGAAACGCUCCUCCGUGUCGUCCGUCUAA